AUGGUUCAAUGUUCUCUUAUGACUGGUCAAACCAAACGUUUCAGCAACACAAUUACAGAUUUAAUCACGGCGGCCGAGCGUUUGGACUUUAACUCUCAAAAUAAUGGUGACCCAGAAGCCCUAGAGUUGGGAGCCCGAAUGCUAGCAAAGGCGAAGAUGCGUAACACUUCGGCUACUUACCGUGGAACACCAAGUCUACUGCAACCUCUUAACCCUGCGGGUUCCAUUUACGGCCAGCCACAAAUGCUCUCACAUGAUCCAUGGCGAACGGGUGCUGUGAACAACUUUGCGUCCACGCAACCAAUUCAGCCCCCACCGUCAUCGUCCUCUGAAGGUGAUAAUAAAUAUUCUCCUGGUGCAUCCUAUCAAAUUCAACCCCCUGGGGUGUCUUUCCCAAAUGCCAUGGAUAUGAACGCUCCAGAGAGCGGUUACGAGCCUGUGGGUGGUGCUCAAGGGCAGCCACCUGGUUAUCCGCCACAACCGGAGCGGCCGCCACAACCGGACUUCACUUCGCCUCAUUUACCGCCAUCAAUGCCAGGCGGAGUUGCUCAGCCCCAGCAUCCUCUCCCUUCCAAUCAACCUUGGAAUAGCCCUGGAGACACUGAAGCUAGUGGACUCAGUGGCAAUGGUGAAGGUGGCUCGUGGAAUCAGGGUGAACUCUGGCAAAAGCCCUUGCCGCCAUCUUCUAAUCCCUGGGAACCUCAUCGACCACCGCUCUCUCCGCAAUCACAACCUCAACCAUCACAUACUCCAGAUGGCAUGGGGAAUAAUUACCAAUGGCCACCAAACUACUAUCCCGAUCAACAGGGCAGCGGUGAUGGUGUUUUGCCUAAUGCCCAGUCCUAUCCACAACCACCUCCACCUGUAGGGGUAAUAUCGACAACGGCAACUUCACCACAACCACCAACGACGUUGACGACAUCGACAACUAUUAGCUCCACCACCACUACUACCACAACUCCUAUUCCAAUCUCAGCACCAUUGCUUCCGGCGCUACCAUCUGUAUCAAGUGUCAGCGAAAGUACGGUGAAACCAGUUAAAGUGGAGAAGGCUAACGCGAGUCUGCCACCGCCGCCACCGCCAGCAUCGGUUAGCGGUUUCGAUGAUGAGGACUUUGGACGGCCUACUGGACCUUCGCAGCCUCUGCCUACAUCAACAAAACAGCCAUGGGGCCCACAUCAACCUGUCCCGCCUUUUGAACCUGAGGCGAGUGCAUACUAUCCUGAAUCUGAGGGAAUUGCGAAAGAGGAAGGUGGAACACCCCAGUUCCCACCACCAGCACCGCCAGACUGUUCACCGGAGGCGAUAGCGAGCGCCGGCAGUGGCGCUGACCCACGUUGCCUGACGGGUGGUGAGCUGGACCAAUCAGUGGCGUACCCCAACUCCCGUGAGUCUCCGUCUCACUGGCAGUCGCCAGAAGAUCCUGGCCUCGGGGAGGGUGGUGCGAGUAGCGGCCUCCCUCCAGAGGCCCUAGAACCUCCACCACCACCACCGCCGCAUCCUUAUCCUAGCUACGUCGAGACACCUCCUGGCAAUCGACCCCAGUAUGGCGGAUUGCCCAACUUUGAAGGGCUUGUGCCGUUAUCGAGAACGCCACUUCCGCCAACUGACCUGAAUCCACCCUACUUACCGCCACCAGCGACGCAGAGGCAACCGUCACCACCGUCAACCACCGCCGCCCCACCCCGAGAGCUACCCCCGGAUAUCUGGUUGCCUGUGCCCGAGCUGCAGCCCGGCGAUCCAAAGUUACCCGACUCUAAACUCCUCCUCUCCGACUUCCCACCCCAUCGGGGCCGCCCAAUGCUGGGCGUCGGCAAAGAGAAUGCGGCAAUGUCUAACCGCAACUACCUUUUCGUAAUCGCGCCUCUUUUGAUCACUGCAAACCUGGUCUAG
Messenger RNA from Hydatigera taeniaeformis, 1893 nucleotides. The record is from the annotation of a GenBank genome assembly. NCBI's taxonomy places the organism in Eukaryota, Metazoa, Platyhelminthes, Cestoda, Cyclophyllidea, Taeniidae.